Rotaria sp. Silwood2 is the source of this 888-nucleotide messenger RNA. Lineage: Eukaryota; Metazoa; Rotifera; Eurotatoria; Philodinida; Philodinidae. The record is from the annotation of a GenBank genome assembly.
AUGAAAUAUCAUAAGGAGCCAACACCUAUGGAUGUGAACAACUAUCCUAUGUCAUAUAAUACACAUGAUUCUACCGAAUCUGACGACAAAGAUCUGCUCGAUCCUAUACUGAAAAAAUUACACAAAGGCGAUCUCAUCGAUCGCCUUCUUGGUUGUGCUUAUGGACAAGCACUGAGCGAUGCAUAUGGUCUAUCGACUGAAUUUGAAGAUCGCAUAACAGUAGCUACUAUGUAUCCUGAUAACACACAAAUUAUUCCAUUCCAGGACUAUAUUUUAACUGCUCAUUCAAGUCGCUGGACACGAGGCGAUUGGACUGAUGAUACUGAUCAAUGGAUAUUAAUCUUGGAAACGUUGACUUAUCCGAAUGGUGAUGACAUCAUGUUUGCUAAAAAGCUGCGGCACUGGAUUUAUCAAUGUUUUUCUGAAUUGGGUGACUGUAGAGGAAUGGGGUUAGGGGCUAAUGUCUCUCAGGUUACUAGCUCAUAUAAUUUUCUUAGUGAUCCACAUGAAGCAAGCAGAACGACAUGGGAACGAAGUUAUCGUCAAGCAGCACCAAAUGGAGCGGUAAUACGAUGUUCUGCUUCAGCUCUUGUUCAUUUUCGAGAUAUUGAAAAAGUUAAAUCAACAGCUAUUUCCAUGUGUAAAGUAACUCAUUUCGAUCCUCGAUGCGUCGCUUCAUGUCUUGCAGUUUGUCUUGCUAGCACCUACCUUUUACAAGCUAGUACUGAAGAUGAUAUUGAAAUACUCAUCGAUCGUGUUCAAAAAGAAACUAUUUAUAUUCUUGAUGAUCAACUAACUUCUGAGCAUAAAGAAGAAUUCUUAUGGUAUACACAUAAAGAUCGAACCUUAGAAGAACUUAACCUUGAUGAACCACGAAGCAUUGGUUAG